Monopterus albus (swamp eel) is the source of this 7272-nucleotide messenger RNA. It is a transcript of the gene akap12a, whose product is annotated as A kinase (PRKA) anchor protein 12a. Gene Ontology annotation, biological process: signal transduction; regulation of protein kinase C signaling. Gene Ontology annotation, molecular function: calmodulin binding; protein kinase A binding. Bases 49 to 6126 code for a protein of 2025 amino acids. The transcript has 4 exons. NCBI's taxonomy places the organism in Eukaryota, Metazoa, Chordata, Actinopteri, Synbranchiformes, Synbranchidae. The record is from RefSeq and is a predicted model, not a curated record. Gene Ontology annotation, cellular component: cytoplasm.
GAGUCCUUCUGUCGGCGCGCUCCUUUUGGGGUCUCACUCCUGACAGUAAUGGGAACCGCUCAGUCUGCGCAACGGGAGGGCAAGAAGGACUCAACUGCUGAGGAGGAGAGCGGAAAAGUGGAUGAUUCUCAGACUGGGAAGCAUGUUGAACACAAGGCACCCGAAAACAAUGAGCAGAUCCCUGAAAUAAGUGGCAAAGCAGCUGGCUCUGUAGCAGAAGUUAAUGGUCGCUGUGAGGAUGGGAUCACUGCAGAGGCUAUCCUUUCACCAGACAGAGAUGUUACAGGAGCAGAAGGGCCAAUUAAAGAAGAAGUACCACUGGAAAAUGUUACAGUUAAUGAAAAGGAAUCACCUAAUGAAGAAGUACCCCUGGUUGAAAUGGAUGCAAAGCAGAAUGAUAUCAAUGAAAGUUUCAGGAGAUUUUUCAGUAAUAUUGGCUUGAAAAUGACAGUAAAGAUGGGCUCGACUGAAAGAACUUCAGAUGUGCCUGUUGAGACCCACAAGGAAAAACCAGACAGAUCAGAAGAAGAUACCACAAAGGAAACUGAAAAUGAGAAUGCUGAAGAGAAGAGCGAUCUUAAAGCAGAACACAAGACUUAUUACGAUUCAGCAUGUCCCACCUUGACAACUGUCAAAUCUCAGGACCUUGUAGAAAAUGUAGAGGAGAAUGCAACAGAAACCAAACAUGGGGUUUGUUCUGAAAAUGUAGGUGGAACAACAAAUUUAUCUCUAGUUGAACAUGAGAAAGCACAACAGGAUGCUACACCUGAAGAAGAGAUAGUUGUAUCUUCAAUUAAAAGUUUUUUUACAACUGGAAUCUUUUCUGGACUGCGGAAGAAGAAGAAACCUAGAGAGAAUGAGGCAACUGAGAAUGAACUGGUAGACAAGAGGAAAACAGAAACUGUAGAGACAGCAAAAACUUUGGAAGGGCAACAACAGGAUGAAGAGGGGAUUAGUCAAGGUGCUGAGACAGAACACAAAGAAGAUGAACUUAAAGAGGACAUCCUGACUACUGCGUCAACUCAGACAACGGAUGAGGAGCAACCACCUUCUACAGAUCCAUCAACCAUUACUGUCAUUGAGUCUGAAAUUCUGGGUUCUCAAGAGAAAGACAAAGUUCAAGCUAGUCCUCUAAAAAGGCUCCUGUCUGGGUCUAGUUUAAAGAAGCUCUCCAAAAAACAAAGAGGCAGGAAAUCAAGUGAUGCUAAACUGUCUGAUUCUGUAGAACAUGUUUCAGAUCAGCUCCUGUCAUCUACCGAGUCAACUGAGAACCAGAAAGAAGAAAGUCCUGCAGGAGAGGAGGAUGGUGCGUGGGUGUCUUUUAAAAAUCUUGUCACGCCAAAAAAGCGCAUGAAGAGUUCGUCCUCCAGUAACGAAGAGACACAAAUCCCAAGUUCAGCACAGGAAUCAAAGUCAAGUGAGGGUGAGCAAAUAUCAGACCACAGCACAGAAGAAGGCAAAAGAAGGAAAGAUUCAUCUGUCUCAUGGGAAGCUGUUUUGUGUGGAUCCAGAAGGAGAAGAAGCCGAAAAACAUCAGACUCUGAGGAUGAAACACCCCCAGUUGAGAGUGACAAUAACAAGCAAGAAUUGCCAGUACAAGGUUCUAAUGAGGAUGAUGAAAUUUUAACCUGUUAUCCUAAACAAGCAGGAAGUCCUUCAGAUGGUGAUGGAGGGUCAACAUGGAAAUCAUUUAAAAAACUAGUCACCCCGAUAAGGAAAGUCAAGGAUGUGGAUGAAAGACAUGAUAUUAUAAAAUCUGAUAGUGAAGUUAUUCAGGAUGAUUCCUCCUUUGCAAUGAAGAAACUUCUCCCAGGGCGAAAAAAGAGAAAGUCUGUCGAAAAGCGAGACCAAGUAUCUUCAGAUGAGACUUAUGAGGAAGUAACUUCAGGUGAUGAAGACACUGAGACACCAGCUGUGGUUCCAUUGUCUGAAUUUGACAGUGCUGAGACAGGAGUUCACAUACAAACACAGGCAGAUAUAGAAAGUUAUGUACCCAGUGAAGCUGACAAUGAACUCUCACAGGAUCCUGUCCGGAUGUCUAAACUAGUCCUACCUUGUGAAAGUCUGCAAACUGAAGAAAAAAAGGUCAAAGACAAUAAGGAUCCUUUGGAAAAUGGGACAUCUACAACCCCUGCUUCAAAUGAAGAACCUGAGGACCUUACAGAAUUAAUCAGUAAACAUCAGCAACUCAGUGAUAUUCCAGAGGAGGGUGUAAUUACAGAGACCAUGGUCACUCCAACUUCAUUCACUGAAAUGCCACUUAGAGAUGACACUAUAGCAGAAGAUGUGGUAGAGAUAACAUCCGAGGCCAUAACUGCACUAGAGCCUGUAGACAUUUCCCAGACAGAUGAAAGUGAGAUGAUCUCUGCAGUUUCCCAGUUAUCAGAGUCUUCAAAAACAUCUGGAAACACAACACCAGUCCCAGCAGAAUACGACAUCAAGGACACAGAGGUGCUCCUGCAGCAUGUGGUUGAAAUCAUUUCUAUAAACCCACAGGCAGACCCAGUCUGUUCAGAUGAGAUACACACAGAAAGAAUAGCUGUUUCUGUCUCCCAUCAAAUACUUGAAACAUUCGUAAAAGGUGAGGCAACAGUUUUGGAACUACACAGGAGAUUAGAGGCAACUGCCAUUAACACAGGUCUAUAUGUUGAAGAACCGGAUGCAGUUCAUGAACUUGCAGCAACAGCUCAAACAGCGAGCAUAUCUGAAGUCAAAGAAGCAGUUUACACAGAAACUGUAUCUAAAGGUUCUACUGAGCAGUUCCAUCCUGCUGAUACUGCUGUAGAUGAAGUACAUGAGGCCAACAUUAAACAUCCAGAAGAAAGCAUAAAGGAAUUAAAAAGCACUAAUGAGAGCCACGCUCAGCUGAGAUGCUUAUCUGAGGUAACUGAAGCUACUUCUACAGAGAUGCUGCCUGAAAAUGUUGUGGAUGAAGGUUCUUUAAUUGAGGAACAUCAAGCUGAAACAGAGACCUCACAAACUGACUUUCAAAAAGCAGAAUCAGCUGCUAAAGUGGAAGAGGAAACUAAGAAUGGAGCUGUUGAGCACAAAGUCCAAACUAUGUUAACAAGGAAAGCUGAAAUUAUAGAGAUUAUCUCUGAUCAAGUUCAGGCUGACGAUCAAGACCAACCGCCCGUAGUGGAGGAGGAGUGGCAAGCAGUAACAGCUGUAGAAGCAGCCACAUUAAAUUCAGAAGAAGGACCCGUUCGAUUAGCUGAAAAGGAGGUAAUAUCAGAGGCCAUUCCAGCAGGAGAAGCGGCUACAAAUGAACCCAAAGAGGAAAUGGAAUCCUUCAUUGAACUUAAUUUUGACCCAGAAAAGGAAAAUGAACUACAAACACAUGCUGCUAAAACUGAAAAUGUUCAAGUACCAGAAAUAUCAGAAGCUGUACAAGAAACUGCAUUAGAGGCAGAGAUUGGGAGUAUGCAAGUACAAGAGAAGAAAAUAGCAGUGUCAGUGGACAUUCCACCAGCAGAAACAGUCACAGAUGAACCCAAACAGACAGCAGAGCAGCCCACUGAGGUCUGUAUUGAGCCAGUAAACAAUGAGCCAGCGGUGGAUGCUCCCAUAACUGACCAUCAUCAAGUUACAAAGGUUUUAAAGGCUGCACUAGAUUUAAAGGAAGGUAGUGUUCAACCACUCAAAAAACAGCCAAAAACUGUUAAAGAGGGACCCAAAGUGGAAACAGAGCCUCUCAGUGAGGUCACUUUUGAGCCAGUGGAUGCUUCCAAAACUGAACCAGAAGUGUUACAAGAUGUACAAGUCAUGAAACAAGAUUCAGAGCAGUGCAGUGUUGUGUCAUUUGAAAAGGAAGUAAAAUUAGAAGAGAUGAUAACAUUUCACCCCAGCAUUUCAGGUGAACCAACACAGGCAGCUGAAGGCAGUGCUGAGCCAGAGGAAGAACCACCAGUAGAAGAUACCAAAACUGAACAUGUUCAAGAACCAGAUGUAUUACCAUGUGAUGUAAAAGACACCAUGCCAGAAAAAGAAAUUCUGGAAGGGGCAUCCACAAGUUUGUCUGGGCAUGUAGUCACACAAAGCAUGGAAGAAGGUAGCACUCAGGAACCUGAAAAGCAAGUACAGCUAGAAGACGCUCCCAAACCAAAGACCAAUGAUGCCAUUGCUUCAGUUACAGCUAAAACUGAGAUUGAAGCGUUGGCAGAAGUGAAACAGGGUUUAGAAAUCAAUGAGGAUAAAGAAACUGAGGGUAUCCCACAAGAUGUUCUGAUUGGGCAGGACGACAGAGGCCCUGAAGUUGUAGACAAGCUACAAACAUUAUCAGCAGCUCACAUACCUUUUUCUAACGUGGAAGCGAGUAGUGCACAUGACUCGGAAAAGAGAGUUACUUCUGAAGAAACUCCAGCAUCUUGUGCAGAUAAUGCCUCAGUUACACACGAACCCAAACAUGAGGUGCAAGUCACUGUCGAGGGAGAAAAUCAAGGUGAACUUCCUGGUGCUGACAUAAUAACUGCUGUGACUCAGCAUGCCAUAGCAGCACAGGUAAUUACAUGCGAUCUAAAAGAUGUCUCAGCUGUAACACCUGAUGUUAUGAUAAAGAAAACAUCAGAAAUGGAAGAACCAUUGAGAGAAACAACAGCAAAUGAGGUAGAGUUCAAGCAGGAAGCUGAGACUGCGACACCACUAGUGAAACAUAAUGUGACUGAGACAGCAAAGGAAGCUAGUGUGGUUGUGAUGAUGCAUGUUGCUUCAGUAGAGCUUGAGGACAGUCACAGAAUUCAAGUGCAGGUGGUUGAUGCCGAUGUAAAAUCAGCCGAGAUGAUUGUUGACUCAGUGCUUGAGGCAGAGGUAACAGAAGUCAAAGAAGUCAUAGAUGUUUGUCAUGAAACUGUGAAAGCAGUAGACAGUCUCUUUACCACAAAGAAGAUUGAAGGGAGAUUGAUUGAGGAAACCAAGGCGAACAUUCAAGAAGUUAUUUAUCAUGUAAAAGAGAAAUUAUCAUUGGAAGAUCAAUCAAGAUUUCAGGAUCAAAUUGUCAACUUGGAACAAGAAGUUAUAAACCAAGAUGGUGUGACAGAAGUGACUGAGAUGGUUGGAAGUGAAUUAAAUGAAGUGGAGAAUCAAAACCUAAUUGAAGAUACAACUAUCCAUGACUGCAAAGACGAUUUAGAGGAACCUAAAGCUGAACUGGCAAAAUGCGAAGCAGGUGUCACAGCUGAAGAGGCCAAAUUGUCAUCAGAGGAAUUAGAUGUGAAGAAAAUUCAUGAAAAAGCACAAACUUCACAAAUUUGCCUGAGUCAAAUUGUAACUCCAAGCAGCGCAGGAUUACUAGUCCCUCAAAACACCGGAAUCAUCUCAUCGAUAUGUAAUUUGGAGUUUCCUUCAAGUCUUUUAGAAUCCAAACUUAACAUACAGUUUGGGCAAACAAUGGCACCAUCUUCCCCACCACCUACAACAGAGAGAGCUGAACAAGUGAAAGAGACAGAUGUGUCAGAGGUCAAUGUUCAGGCAGUAGCAGAACGAGAAAAGUCAUUAAAUGCAACGCAAAGACCUGAGAGCCAGAAACAGACAGCACUACCUGAGGUUUCUGUUCAGGCAACAGAAGGUACACAACCAGAAAUAGCUAAGUUAGAUUCAGCACAGAGAGCAGCGAUCAUGACUCAGCCUGUAGUACUGGACACCAGCAUCCAAGCAAUGGAAACGAUGGAAUCGGGACAAGAAACCAAAUCUACAGAAAGAGUAGCCCCCAAUGUCCAGGGGACAGAACCUGCACAACUGGUAAAGCAAACAAAGAAAAGAGAAGUGUUUGUGUGUCAGCCUUUACUCUCUGACAAAGAAACAAAGGCAAAAGAGUCUGUUAAACAAAAAGAGAACGAAAAUGACUCUGAUGUGUGGACGGAUGCUGAGGAAGACUUUUACACUAAAGAGGAAGCAGGGGUGUCUCUUGUUAGGGUGGAGGCACUGCUAGAACAUCAGACAGAAGAGGUAAAGGCAGGACCAGAUCAUAAAUUUAAAAUGGCUCCUACUUCCAAGACUAGGGAAGAAGAAACUCAACAAGAAAUGUACAAAACAGGAGUAACAUGUGAAACUGAAGAUGAGGGUGAAGACUUUUCUGUUGCACUUGAGCAUCCAGAGAGUGCAACCAGAAGCAUCACUACAGUGGAGUAGGAUAAGUCAACCCAACUUCAGUCUCACUGACUGGGUUGGACGAUCAAAAACAAAGUCUCUCAAAGUCUGCAAGAAGUUUUCAAAAAGCCAUUAAAGAGGAAGAGUGGCUAUGGUUUGGAAAAUAGGAAACAGCAUUUUGAAGCUUUUGACAUUAUGCUCAACCAAAAAUAUUUCUUUAUUGGUCAAACUACUCCUGAUUUGCUAGAUUAUUGUACUAAUAUUAUAUAGUAUGUUGAUUCAUGAGAGACCUAGCAAGAGAAACAUGGACUGGAAAAGCGCUAAUCUUCUCAGGGGACAUGAGGUGAUUUUAAGGGUGUGACACCGAACUGUACUGGCCUCUUUUAGCAAAUGUAAUUAGCAGUUUGCUUUGUAAUGCACUUUCAUUACUAAUCAUGUUACAUAUUUUCAACCAUAGCUCACAUCAGAUUCUGUUUUGAAAUAAAACGUACAUGUCUAGGACAACAAGACUAUUUUGGUUAGCAUUGUUUUUUCUUGUUAUGAUAAAAUGCCUUGAAAACAUUGUAAGUUAACAUAAUUCACAAUGUACAGGACCCAGGAACAGCACAUUAAUCUCUCGAUAUACAGUAGAUAAGUAUAUGUAUGUAUUUCACAGCUUUCACUAAACAUCAUCUAUGUUCAGAAAUGAUCUAACAGUUUCACUUAAAUACACAUAUUUCCCAUGAGUUCUAUGCAACAGGCCUGAGCACACUGCAGACAUAUAGUAUGGUAUUACUGUAAAGUGUAUUACAGUAUAGUUUACAUAAUGGCCAUUUUAAUGCUUAAACAGACUGAACUGUGCUACUUUCUACUGUGAGUUUUUAAAAUAUAAGCAUGAUGAAAGCAUUAGUUUGUUUUUACUUUUAUCAUUUUAAUCCUUACAUAUGUUUAUCAUUAAUAUAUGAUAAUGAUAAUUAGCAGAACCUUAACAAUCAUGGCAGCUUUACUUGUCGUGCAUUUCACUGCUGUGUGUGUGCUGUGCGUCUCAGUGAGCUCAUGCCAUCACCGAUACGACAGGCUCAGAUAUUAAAAGGUGGUGGUGGUACGAGUCAGUGUCAGCUGUUUGGUUUCACCUUCUCACAUACUAACUUCAAUGGAACAUUCUUGCUGAUGUGUUAACUAUUGACUAAAUACAAAACAUAAACCUGA